This is a messenger RNA of Toxorhynchites rutilus septentrionalis, 1427 nucleotides long. Its product is annotated as alpha-tocopherol transfer protein-like. The record is from RefSeq and is a predicted model, not a curated record. Lineage: Eukaryota; Metazoa; Arthropoda; Insecta; Diptera; Culicidae. Gene Ontology annotation, cellular component: membrane. The transcript is spliced from 4 exons. Bases 216 to 1157 code for a protein of 313 amino acids. Gene Ontology annotation, molecular function: phosphatidylinositol bisphosphate binding.
UCCGCCACCGGCCAGCGAACCGAUCGGAACACGUUUUAUUUAUUUCUUUACGAUCUCGCGUUCGAAUUCCCUAGCAGCGACUGAGAGAAGCAAAAGCUUCGCUUAUUAUUCCAGCUCCUUGCGCUAGAUAUUCAAGUUCAAGAGAUAAGUUGUUUCUGUGUGUUACACACCUGAAAGCAAGUGUAAGUGCAAGUGCAGGUGCCCUGUGUUCCAACAUGUCGAUAAAACAUAAUGAGCAAAACUAUCCGUACAUCGAUUUGGGAAAUGACUUCAAAAUCUACGUCCAAGCAGAUGAGUACACCGACCCCCAAUUGAAGGCCAAAGCCGAGCAGGAGCUAAACGAGACGCCGGAAAAUGUGGAACGAUCACUCGCCCAGCUGCGCGAGCUGCUGAAAGCAGAGAAGGGUCUCUAUGUGCCAACAGAAAGUGAUUCAUUCCUGGUGAAGUACCUGAGGCCAUGUUGCUACGAUCCGCAGAAGGCAUUUCAAAUGAUUCAAGCCACCUAUCGGCUGAAGGACAAAGGCGAAGAGUACUACAAGAACACACCGAACCCGUCCUCGGUGCGACAUGUCUUCGACUCGGGGAUGGUUUGGUUUAUGCCCGAGAAGGACGCGGAUGGGGCGGUUAUAUGCGUGAUAGAAGUUGGAAAAAAAUGGGACACCUCGAAGGUUUCGAUCAUCGAGCUGAUCGCGGCGAUCCGCAUGUCGGUGGAAUGCGCCCUACUCGAUCCGGAAACGCAGCUGUGCGGCGUGAAGGUCAUCUUCGAUACGGAAGGCCUCUCGAUGUCUCAAAUCGCACAGAAUAGCCCCAAGCAUGCCCGCAUGAUUCUCGAGUGGAUCCAAAAGGCUUGCCCUUUUCGAUUGCGGUCGGUUCACGUUGUAAACAAUUCAAAACUGGUUAAUAUCCUGUUUGCCAUAUUCAAACCGUUCAUCACGAAAGAGCUGCGCGAUAAGAUUCACUUCCACAACAAAGACUGGGAAUCGCUCACCCCUCGACUCAUCAACCCCUGCUGCCUGUGGCCAAAGUAUGGAGGAACGCUGGCAGCACCCGAGUACGAUGGGCAUCUGCUUGGAAAUUUUUUGCAACUUUAUGACAAAUAUUUCGAUACCCUCGACGCCUAUGGCUACGAGCAAAACGGCCUUCAACGGUCAAAAUAACAUCUGAAUAAUAAGCCGCCCUACAAACCACGAGCAGUACAGAGAUACACACGCCUACAAUGCCACGCAAGAGAUUGUUGUGAUAAUGACGCGCUGCAUGGCAAUCGCUCCUGGGAAAGCCCGCGGUGCUCAAAGCACACAGUUGAAACAAAUCGGUGGUAUUUAUUUAUUUUAAUUCUUGUUGUUGCCCUCCAAGCUUCGGAUGACGAAUGUGAUAUGAUGAUGCAAAUAAAAUAUGCGAAAUGAAUUUUAAGUUGAUUCGGAACAUUA